GGUGAUGUUCCCAGGUGUCUGGGAGGCAGAUAAAGAUCAAAAGCAGGGAAUUUAAUUGUUCUUAAUCAAGUACCAACUCUAUGGAUCCAGGACAGGUUUGUCCCAUGGCCUGCUCUGAACAGUGUGUUGUCUGAUAGAAGAUUCCAUUGGCAAACCAUCUCUCUGUUGCCUUACAGAACAAGCAAAGAAGAUGGAUCAAUCAAAGAGCCAUCUGACUGUGUGCUUUCUACCUUCUGUGCCCUUUUUAAUCUUAGUAUCCACUCUAGCAACUGCUAAGAGUGUGACUAACAGCACUUUAAAUGGCACUGACAUGGUCUUGGGCUCUGUGCCCGUAAUCAUUGCCAGGACUGACCAUAUCAUAGUCAAGGAAGGGAACAGUGCCUUGAUUAAUUGUAGUGUUUAUGGCAUCCCUGACCCACAAUUCAAGUGGUAUAAUUCCGUUGGCAAGCUGCUGAAAGAAGAUGAAGAUGAGAAGGAAAGAGGAGGAGGAAAAUGGCAAAUGCACAGGAGCGGCAUCCUGAACAUCACCAAGGUGUCUUUCUCAGACCGAGGUAAAUACACAUGUGUUGCUUCUAACAUCUAUGGCACCGUGAACAACACAGUGACCCUGAGAGUCAUCUUUACCUCUGGAGACAUGGGCGUCUACUACAUGGUUGUCUGCCUUGUGGCCUUCACCAUCGUCAUGGUCCUCAAUAUCACCCGCCUGUGCAUGAUGAGCAGCCACCUGAAGAAGACCGAGAAGGCCAUCAAUGAGUUCUUUAGGACAGAAGGCGCAGAGAAGCUGCAAAAGGCAUUUGAGAUUGCCAAACGGAUCCCCAUCAUCACCUCAGCCAAAACUCUAGAGCUUGCCAAAGUCACCCAGUUCAAAACCAUGGAAUUCGCCCGCUACAUUGAAGAGCUUGCCCGGAGUGUGCCUCUGCCUCCUCUCAUUAUGAACUGCAGGACGAUCAUGGAGGAGAUCAUGGAAGUGGUGGGGCUGGAGGAGCAGGGGCAGAACUUUGUGAGGCAUACUCCAGAAGGCCAGGAGGCCACGGACGGGGACGAGGUCUACACGAUCCCAAACGCUCUGAAGCGAAGUGACUCUCCCACCGCCGACUCAGACGCCUCAUCACUACAUGAACAGCCUCAGCAGAUUGCCAUCAAGGUGUCUGUUCACCCACAGUCCAAAAAAGAUCACGCGGAUGACCAUGAAUGUAUACAGUUUGAAGUCAAAGAUGAAGAGGAGACAGAACUGUCGGCUGAACAUUCCCCAGAAACUGCAGAGCCUUCUACUGAUAUAACAUCCACGGAGCUCACGUCGGAAGAGCCGACACCUGUUGAGGGAUCAGAGAGAGUGCUGCCGCCAGCUCACCUGGAAACUACAGAGCCCGCAGUGACACAUGACAAAAACACCUGCAUUAUUUAUGAAAGCCAUGUCUAAUAUCAACUCCGAAAAGCUAUGCAUAUCAAGAAAAUCAGGGGCUGCUCCUUGUAAUACAGAUGUAGUACGCACUUGCCGCUAAGCCUUACCAGGAGACUCUCAUCCCUUAGGUAGGAGAGAUGCCAUUUAAAGAGGGGAACCACCUGUGUGCAGCUUAUGUGACUGGAAUUUUCCCAGUAGAAAAGGAUGCAAGAAACAUCAGGGUGCAGAAUUGAUAAAACCGGACAGUAGGUGUCUAUCCAUGUGAUAUGAAUUUUUGAGGCUACUCUCUGCCAAAUACCUUAAUCGGUGAUGCCCUUUUGGCAGAGCACACUACUGUAAGAUAUUCUGAGUUCAGGAGCCCUGUCCAGUGCACACUGCGUUGCUUUCCUUUUAAAAAUUACUGGUCUGCUACUGUAGCAAAUGCACGUACCUGGGUUUGUUGCACCUUCUUCUCAGUUUUAAUUACUUUCACUGUUCCUUUAUGGUGGACUAGUUGUUAUUAUAUUAAUACUAAUUGCUCUUUCUGGCUCGGUCCUCUUUGCCACUUUCGUCCUUAUUUUUCUGUAAAACAUUUACCUCAGAGGCUUUGGUGUCAGUCAC
Galeopterus variegatus (Sunda flying lemur) is the source of this 2002-nucleotide messenger RNA. It is a transcript of the gene MFAP3L, whose product is annotated as microfibrillar-associated protein 3-like. The transcript is spliced from 4 exons. NCBI's taxonomy places the organism in Eukaryota, Metazoa, Chordata, Mammalia, Dermoptera, Cynocephalidae. The coding region runs from base 191 to 1420 and encodes 409 amino acids. The record is from RefSeq and is a predicted model, not a curated record.